GUGUUCCUUUCAUGUUUGAAAUAAUUUUCACAAAAUGUCAGACUACUUUUAUUGAGGCCCCUUUUCAAAAUUAACAAUUUUAGGAUAUGCUUUCCUUUUGAUGAUUCUUGGGCACGGCAUCCUUUUAAAAUAUUAGCUACACACUGGCGGAGUUUUUGAAUUGCAAUUUUGGUACCCAUUUAAAUGGCGACAGCGCCAAAGCGAAAACCCGAAGGCGAAGUCAUCGGAGCCAGCUCUUCUCAAGACCUCGUCACUGACCAGAACUCGGGUCGUCGCCAGGAGCAGAAGGUAUACACCUUUGCCGACCGGCCGCAACAAAGGACAUCGGGUACUGGGAACUUAGCCAAGGCCGAAGACAAGAGCAAGCCACAGAAAACCAUUCUCGAGGAGCAUGGCAUCAUUCUGGGAAAGGUGAUUGGCACGGGCAACUACGCCAAGGUCAAGAUUGGUUUCUCCGAGGAAUACGGCAAGCGGGUGGCAGUGAAAAUAAUCUCGAAGGUCAAGGCUCCAUCAGAGUACACGCAAAAGUUUCUGCCGCGCGAGAUCGAAGCAGUAAAGGGUCUGCACCAUGAGAACUUGAUUACCUUUUACCAGAGUAUCGAGACCAGUCACAGGGUUUACCUGAUUAUGCAGCUGGCAGAGAAUGGAACACUGCUGGACUAUGUGCGGGAACGGAAGUUCCUGGAUGAACCGCAGUCGCGGACGCUGUUCAAGCAGCUCAUCAGUGCAGUUGAGUAUAUCCACAGCAAGGGUGUAGUGCAUCGCGACAUCAAGUGCGAGAACCUGCUGUUGGACGAGAACUGGAACCUGAAACUCAUAGACUUUGGGUUUGCACGCAAGGACACCAGAACAUCCGACAACCAAGUGAUCCUUUCCAAGACCUUUUGCGGCAGCUACGCCUAUGCCAGCCCUGAGAUUCUAAAGGGCGUGGCCUACGAUCCCUUCAUGUCGGACAUCUGGGCCAGCGGUGUCGUCUGCUAUGCGAUGGUGUUUGGACGACUACCCUACGAUGGCUCCAAUGUGCACAUCCUGCUGAAACGCAUCAACCAAUCGCUGGUUUUUCCCAAGACGCCAGCAGCCUCCAGCGAGUGCAAGCACAUGAUCAUGCAUAUCCUUGCUCCAGUCAAGAUUCGAUACAAUAUUCCACAGGUGAAGGAAGACCCUUGGUAUUCCCUAAAGUGAAUUCUCUGGACUAGUUUCAUGGUUUCAUGGGUUUAAAUUAUUGAAGAUUUUUUUAAAUUUAAUAAAU
Messenger RNA from Drosophila kikkawai, 1249 nucleotides. Its product is annotated as testis-specific serine/threonine-protein kinase 3. Gene Ontology annotation, biological process: protein phosphorylation; intracellular signal transduction. Gene Ontology annotation, molecular function: ATP binding; protein serine/threonine kinase activity. Lineage: Eukaryota; Metazoa; Arthropoda; Insecta; Diptera; Drosophilidae. The record is from RefSeq and is a predicted model, not a curated record. Gene Ontology annotation, cellular component: cytoplasm.